This is a messenger RNA of Parastagonospora nodorum SN15, 1710 nucleotides long. RefSeq lists its product as hypothetical. NCBI's taxonomy places the organism in Eukaryota, Fungi, Ascomycota, Dothideomycetes, Pleosporales, Phaeosphaeriaceae. The record is from RefSeq and is a predicted model, not a curated record. The transcript has 3 exons. The coding region runs from base 1 to 1710 and encodes 569 amino acids.
AUGUGUGCAGGUCUUGGCACUGGGGCCCUGGGUACUAACGUGGCGCUUUCUUUCUUUGCUUUCAAUUUACCUCUAAAUGAGGUUUACCUUGGUUUUGUAUUGGCACUAACCCCUGUUAUCAGCGACUCUUUCUUCGACUCACCACCGGAGUUUGUGUCUUGCAUAUCAACAAUCGCCGACUGGCGAAAGGAUAUUCCCACACCCAUUGUCUCCGAGGAGGACUUCUUCUGCUCUUCGGACUUGCAGGACAUGAGCGGCUCAGACGCUAUUUCUGAGUGCAGCAUGGACAGUGCAUACCAAAGCCAGAGUGGAGCCAGCCAGCGCGGAAUAAGGAAGUCAGAUGGACACACACAGGACAACCGUUCCCGGUUGAACACGCAAUUCGUUAGCAGCGAGAUGUACUCACCAUCGAUGAGCUCGGACAACUACAAUGCAUUCACGGACCAGGCACUGGACAUGAGCCACAUGCGACCAUCAACCGGCGCUUGGGAGACACCGGAGGACUCGCUCGUAUAUGCUAAUUACUCUGCUGGGCAGGAUUUUUCUACCUAUGCUACCACUAACGUCACUCGAUUCACACCCACAUCGAACGUCGGUGUAUCGUCGCCAUGGGUUGCUGAUGCACCCUUCCACAACGACCAAUUCAGCUUUACAUACCCCACUCAGAGCCCUGCUGAGCUCAUGUUUAGUGCUCCUGCACCCUCUCAACGGCAAUGGAGCAACAGCCAUUUCGAGUCUGUUGAACGUCCCAAUGCUGUUCGCAGCUCCUCAUCAUACACUCUCCCCCAAGAUUCACGGCGGACAUCUGCACAUGAAGCAAACUUUGGUGCCUUCGUUGCAACCCCCACAAGCACGACCAGUGCCCACUUCCCUCAGAGUGUUGAAUUUGAUCAGACUAGGCUCCUGGAUAAUAGAAUCAGGAACGAGAAUGAGGACGCUGUCUCCACGUCCAACCCCACUCACAUGCUCGAGGAGAACGACGAGACACUGUCUGUCUCCGACGCCGCUGAGAUCAAGCUUGAGGAGGAACGCACGAAGGUUGCCCGCAGCCACCCCCUCUACCAACAAUUGCCCGACAAGGACGGCAAGUACCACUGCCCCGAGGAGGGCAAGGCUGGUUGCACCCACAAGCCUACACCUCUGAAGUGCAACUACGACAAGUAUGUGGACUCGCACUUGAAGCCCUUCCGUUGCAACAAGAAGACCUGUAUCGGAGUUCAAUUCUCUUCCACUGCCUGUCUUCUGCGCCACGAGCGUGAGGCUCACGGAAUGCAUGGUCAUGGUGCCCGGCCUCACUUGUGUCACUUCCGCGACUGCGAGCGUGCUGUCCCAGGUCACGGCUUCCCCCGCCGCUACAACCUCUUUGACCACAUGAAGCGUGUUCACCAGUACGAUGGCCCGACUACUGAGCCUUCGCCUCCCACCAUGGCCGGUCAAUCCCAGCGCAAGCCCGUCAGCCGUAAGCGCAAGGCUUCAGCCGAGGAGACUGGUGAGAAGCGACACAAGGUUGUCAAGAUCACAGCGGAGCAACAGCGCCAGCAAGCACGUGACCAACUCGCUCAGCAGUUCCUGAGCAAGAAGCAGCAGAUCAUCGACAUUCUCAGCAACUUGAGCAACCCCAAUGAUUUGCGCGACGACCUUCAGCUCACCAAGGAGGUGGUCGGGCUGCACGACAUUUGCGCCAAGUUCCGCGAGAACUAUGGUGGCUGA